Lineus longissimus is the source of this 861-nucleotide messenger RNA. Its product is annotated as piggyBac transposable element-derived protein 4-like. Bases 1 to 861 code for a protein of 286 amino acids. The transcript has a single exon. NCBI's taxonomy places the organism in Eukaryota, Metazoa, Nemertea, Pilidiophora, Heteronemertea, Lineidae. The record is from RefSeq and is a predicted model, not a curated record.
AUGUAUGUUGUCAGGAAUCUCACAAGAAAUAUGCGAGGAUUUGGACAUCAUUUGUUCAAUGACAUUGACAAUUUCUACUCCUCUCCAGCUCUCUGCUUCGCAUUGAUGGAUCAUGACAUAGGAGUCUGUGGGACAGUCAGACCAAACCGUGUUGGAUAUCCGAAGAACUUCCAUACCAUUCCACUUGCACGGGGUCAGAAGCCUCUAUUCAAGAGGGCUGAAAAUGUGAUCGCAUGCACAUGGCAGGACAAUAAACGGGUGAACAUGCUCUCAACCAUUCAUUGCUGUGGAGUUACGCCUAUACAAGUGAGGGACAAAAAGGAGGCUACUGGUUUUCGAAAUGUUUCAAAACCUGAUUGUGUCAUACAGCAUAACAAGUAUAUGGGUAGGGUCGAUCUGAUGGACCAGUAUCUCCAAUACUAUGAGUACCCACAUCGCAGCAACAAGUGGUACAUGCCACUGUACCAUAGGAUUCGGGAAACUGCCAUGGUAAAUGGGUAUAUUUUGUAUCAUAAGGUACAUAAUGACAAGAUGACCCAUCUCAAGUUCAGGGAAGACCUAAUUGAGGGUUUGUUGCAAGGCAUCACUCCCUCUAGAAAGCAGCGAGGGCGACCAAGUGAUGCCAACAGAGAUGUCCGCCUGGUGGAACGGCACUUCGGUUGGAUCCCAUUCAAAAACUAUAAGCCAAACUGUACUGUAUGCUCCCUUCCAUCAAUCAAGCGUGUGCAAACCAGCAAUGGCUGCCAGGAGUGCAAGAAGCCAAUGUGCUGGCCAGACUGCUUCAAGGCGUACCACACAGAGCAGCAUUUUCGCAUUGAAGGGAGGAGAAUUCUACAGCGCAAACUUGACGUUCGACACUAG